AUGUUGGAAAUGUGGUAUAAUGGGUUCGAGCAACAGCUGUGGGUCAGCAAUACUUGGGGCGCGGAAACACCUGGCGGUGCGCCCGGCAAGUGCCCGCGUCGCGUCACGUCAGCCCGGUUGAGCGCCGCCCCCGACUACGAGCUAUCGAUCGGCGCAGUCGGUCGCGGGGCGGCGCUGCUGCGUCGAGGCGUGCACCGCAACGCCGCCCUGCGCCGGCCGGGGGCACCAACUGGAGCGCGGCGCGGGCGCAGCGUCCCGGGCGGCGGACGCCGGCGGCGGCGGAGGCGGAGGCGGCGGCGGCGGUGGCCGCGCCAGUGCGCGCGACGCCCCCGACCGGCCAGCACGCGCGCAGCUGGACCGCCGCCACGUGCACCGUACAGACACUGCCCCCGCCCGACACACUCUCUCUCGGUCGCCGGCGCCGCCGUCUCCGCCUCCCCCGCCGCCUCCGCGGACGCCGCCGUGCGUCUCCCAGUGCGAUCCCGCGCGACAGCCCGAGCCCCGUCCCCACGGACCGCACGCGGCUCUCGGCAGACAGACCCGCGCCCGCCGCCGCCGCCGGCGCUGCGCCCUCGUGCCCUGAGAACAUUAAAUUGUGGCUGCUUCGAUCUUGUCGUCUCUGGGGGCUGCCAUGUUAUGCGUAUUCAGACACACACGCACACCCACGGACCGGCCCGCAAGUUGUCGCCGUCAUCGGCAGGGCAGGGCACGGUGCGGCGGCGCCAGAGAGAUGAAAGCAGACUGGCACUGACAAGUCAGAUCGAAUUACGCGGCGUGGGAGGCGGCAGCCGGGGGCGGCUCCCGCCCACGCGACCUGCCGCCGCCCAGGGCCCUGUGAGCCAGCCGCACCGCUGCCCCGUCCUGCGAGAGCGUGUCUAUCGCGCUGACGGCGGCGGCGGCGGCGGCGGGCUGCCAGCAAAUCUCGCGACGCCGGCCGCCCAGGGGCGCCCCCAUUACGGCCCGCGACAAAUACCCCAGCAGCGCACUUCUCACCGCCCGUCCAGCUGCGCCGCUGUCAGGUUGUAA
Schistocerca americana (American grasshopper) is the source of this 1026-nucleotide messenger RNA. Its product is annotated as serine/arginine repetitive matrix protein 3-like. The record is from RefSeq and is a predicted model, not a curated record. The transcript has 4 exons. Lineage: Eukaryota; Metazoa; Arthropoda; Insecta; Orthoptera; Acrididae. Bases 1 to 1026 code for a protein of 341 amino acids.